AUGUAAGAAACAGAAAUAUAACCAUAAAUAGAAGCUGGAAGACUUAAUGACACAGUGUAGAGUGCUAAAAGUUUAAGAUGUAGAAGAGUAGUAGAUAUUGCAUUUCAAAAUAUUGAAUAUUAAGUGGUUGAUUAGAAAGGACAUAAAAGAGACAUUUUGCGUAAUUUACAUGGAUAUUGUCCAGGAGGAGAAGUUACAGCCAUUUUAGGAGCAUCUGGUGCUGGUAAAACAUCGUUGCUGAACAUACUUGCUGCUCGUGUUUACAGUUCUAAAACAGUCAAAUUAAAGGGGAAAGUGCUUGCAAAUUAGAUGGAGUAUGAUUCUGAGACAUUUUCAAAUUUUGCUGCUUAUGUUAUGCAAAAUGAUGUUCUUUUUGAAACUUUGACUCCAAGAGAAGCAUUACAAUUUGUUGCGGAUUUAAAGUAUACAGAUCCAGAAUUGAAAUAAUCAAGAGUAGAAGACACUAUAAAAACAAUGAAAUUAGAAAGGUGCCAAAAUGCAAUAAUUGGAGGUCCAUCAUUGAAAGGAAUUUCAGGUGGAGAAAGAAAGAGAACAUCAAUUGGAUUUGAAUUAGUCACUAAUCCCUCAUGCAUUUUAUUAGAUGAACCUACCUCUGGAUUAGAUUCAUUUACUGCAUUCUAAAUUAUAUAUGAACUUUAACUGCUUGCUCAUGAACAAGAUAGGACAAUCAUAUUUACUAUUCAUCAGCCAUCAUCAGAUAUAUACUUACUUUUUGAUAGAGUCAUGCUAUUGGUUCAAGGAAAAUUUAUUUAUUAAGGGCAUAGAACUAAAUUGGUUGGGUACUUUAAGGGAAUAGGAUUUCCUUGCCCAGAUCACAGUAAUCCAAUGGAUUAUAUGAUGAGCAUUAUGCAUCAAGAAAGUCAAAUUAACAUAGAUAAUUUCCCUAUCUACUUUGACCAAUAUGAAAAAUAAUUACAUCCACAAGUAUUAGAGGAAAUCAAAGAAUCUUCAAAAACUGAAUUAGUCUAUAAGUAAGUUGAGACUUCUACUGCUUUUUAAAUAAACCUAAUAGCUAAAAGAGCAAUAAAAGGAUUUGUAAGAGAUAAAAUGAUCAUAAAAUAAAGAGUUGGUAUGGCAAUAUUUAUGGGAUUAUUACUUGGAUACUCAUACUAUGGUAUUGGAGAAGAUUCAGGAACAUUCGCAGAUUACACUAGUAUGUCUGGAUGUAUGUUCUUUCUUUGCAUCAAUCUUACUAUGAGUUCAUUAUUUCCAGUUGUGUUGCAAUUUGCAACAGAAAGAGAUGUAUUUUUAAGAGAAGAAAACUCAAAGCUGUAUACUACAUUUUCAUAUUUCAUGGGAAAAUCAUUUGUUGAAAUACCUUUUUGUCUGAUCUCUCCAAUUAUGUAGGAACUGAUUCUUUAUUGGAUGAUUGGUCUCAAUUCAAAAGACGGAGGGGUUGUUGUAACACAUAUAUUCAUUGCAAUACUCACCUGUUUAAAUGGUAAUAGCAUGGGAUUAAUGGCUGGAUGUGCAUUUAAUGACAUUAAAGUGGCUACUAGUAUAGUACCAUUGAUAUUACUGCCUUUAAUUAUCUUUUCAGGUUUCUUCGCAAAUUCAAAGUAGUUUUUCGUCUGGAUUGGAUGGAUCUAAUACAUAAGUCCUGUUAAAUAUUCUUUUGAAGCACUAGCUACAAAUGAAUUCGACGGAAGAAGCUAUGAGUUUGGUGAUCCCAUUGACACCCUAGGAUUUGAAGUAGGAUAAUGGGAAUCAGUAGGAAUUCUAAUUGCUUUUGUGGUAGCCAUAAGAUUUGGAGCAUAUAUGUUCCUUAACAUCUUAAGAUCAAAAUAAUAAUGA
Molecule: messenger RNA, 1815 nt
Organism: Paramecium tetraurelia
Lineage: Eukaryota; Ciliophora; Oligohymenophorea; Peniculida; Parameciidae
Exons: 3
Cellular component (GO): membrane
Molecular function (GO): ABC-type transporter activity; ATP binding; ATP hydrolysis activity
Source: RefSeq, a predicted model, not a curated record